AUGCGCGAUGCGGGCGAGGUUGAGGUGGCACAAGAUGUGCAUGUCGCCCCUGAGGUGGAGGAGUGGGUCAAGCCUUUGUAUGCAAGCACCACAGAUGAUGAAGAGGCGGCAAAGGUGGCGGAUGCUGAGGAUUUUGGGGACCUUCCUAAGGAGGAGGAGGAGGAGGAGGAGGAGGAGGAGGAGGAGGAGGAGGAGGAGGAGGAGGAGGAGGAGGAGGAGGUGGAGGAGGGGGAGGAGGAGGAGCAAGUAGAGGAGGGAGAGGUGGUGGAGGAUAAGGAGGACGAGGAGGAGGAGGAGGGUGGGCUGGAGGAGGAUGUGGACGAAGAGUGA
This is a messenger RNA of Closterium sp. Yama58-4, 330 nucleotides long. The record is from the annotation of a GenBank genome assembly. Lineage: Eukaryota; Viridiplantae; Streptophyta; Zygnematophyceae; Desmidiales; Closteriaceae.